Balaenoptera ricei (Rice's whale) is the source of this 2938-nucleotide messenger RNA. It is a transcript of the gene DMP1, whose product is annotated as dentin matrix acidic phosphoprotein 1. The record is from RefSeq and is a predicted model, not a curated record. Gene Ontology annotation, molecular function: extracellular matrix binding. NCBI's taxonomy places the organism in Eukaryota, Metazoa, Chordata, Mammalia, Artiodactyla, Balaenopteridae. Gene Ontology annotation, biological process: cell adhesion; ossification; extracellular matrix organization. Gene Ontology annotation, cellular component: extracellular matrix. Bases 369 to 1922 code for a protein of 517 amino acids. The transcript has 6 exons.
UGACAUAUAUUUAGAAAUCAAAAUAAAGCUUUAGGAAGAUCUUCAAUUUAAUUGAAACUAGUCUAGUCAUUUGGGAACCACAAGAGCUUUUUAGGGAAAAUCUGCUUCUGUAAGCUGGAGGAAGUGUGGGUGUACUGGAGUCCCGGUCACACCUUGUGAUGUCAGUCACCCCCAGGCCGCAGCUGAUUGGCUGGGAAGAGCCGAAGCAGAGUUUAAAUUCCUGCACCAUCAAAGAAGUGUUCAGAACCUCAACACAAGAGUGGCUUCAUUGUCACAGAUUUCCUCUGUGAGAACAUCAGCCUGAUUGUUGAGACAUUUGGGGCAAAGCCUUUGUGAAACUGAAGAAGGUAGAGGUGACAUACCCAGCAAUGAAGACCAGCAUCCUGCUUAUGUUCUUGUGGGGAUUGUCCUGUGCUCUCCCAGUUGCCAGGGAUCAAAAUACUGAAUCUAAGAGUUCUGAAGAAUGGAAGGGUCAUUUGGCUCAGACACCAACACCACCUUUGAAGAGAAGUGAGUCAUCAGAAGAAAAUAAAGUUAGCUCAGAGGAACAGGUAAAUGAAGACUCCAGCGACAGCACUGAAUCAGAGGAGGGCCUGGGCCUUGAUCAUCAGCAAUACGUUCAUAGACCAGCUGGUGGCCUUUCUAGGAGUGGAGGGAAAGAAGGAGAUGAUAAAGAUGACGAUGAAGACGAGAGUGGAGAUGACACCUUGGCUGAUGAUGACAAUGGCCCAGGACCUGAAGAGAGGCGAGGAGGGAACUCCCGACUCGGAAGUGAUGAGGAGUCCUCUGACACCACACGAUCCACGGAGGAGAGUGUCCCACAGGGGGAAGACAGCGCCCAAGACACCACCAGUGAGAGCAGGGACUUCGGCAGUGAGGACGAGGGGCCCAGCAGGCCUGAGGGAGGCGACUCCACUCCAGACAGCGAGAGUGAAGAGCUCUGGGUGGGAGGCGACAGUGAGGGGGUUAGUAGCCACGGGGAUGGCUCUGAGUUUGACGAUGAAGGAAUGCAGGGUGAUGGCCCGGACACCUUCAGGAGUGAGAGAAGCAAUUCCAGAAUAAGCAGUGCCAGCCUCAAGUCAAAAGAUUCGAGAGGGAACAAAAAGGAGCAAGCAAGCACUCAGGAUUCUGGUGAAGGCCCAUCAGUGAGGUAUCCCAGUAGGAAAUUCUUCAGAUCGUCUCGCAUCUCCGAGGAAGAUGGCAGAGGUGAGCCUGAUGGUAGCAACACAAUGGAAGAAAGCAAGAGUGAUUCCACAGAACACCCCGGCUCCAAAGAGGCUGGUCUCAGCCAGUCCAGGGAACACAGCAAGAGCGGCUCUCAACAGGAGAGCAAGGAGAAUCGGUCCCCGGAAGACAGUCAGCAUGGCCAAGACCCCAGCAGUGAGUCUAGUCAAGAGGUUGACCUGCCUUCUCAAGAAAACAGCAGUGAAUCUCAGGAAGAGGUAGUGAGUGAGUCCAGGGGUGACAACCCCAAUAACGUUACCAGUCACUCAAAAGAACAGGAAGCUAGUGACUCCAGUGAAGAGGACAGCUUGGAUAAACCCUCCAGUUCAGAGAGCAAAUCCAGAGAGGAGCAAACUGACAGCGAAUCCAGUGAGAGCACCAGAUCCUCGGAGGAAAGCCCGGAGUCCACUGAAGAGGAGAACAGUUCCAGCCAGGAGGGCCCCUGGUCUCCCAGCACCUCAACAGAGAGCCAGAGCCAGGAAAGCCAGGACAGCCCGUCUGAGGAAGAGCAGGGCAGCGAUUCUCAGGACAGCAGCAAAUCAAAAGAAGAGAGCAGCUCAACCGAGAGCACAUCAAGCAGCGAGGAAGAAAUCCAGUCCAAAAACACUGAGAUGGAAAGCAGAAGAUUAACAGUCGAUGCUUAUCACAACAAACCCAUCGGGGAUCAAGAUGACAAUGACUGCCAAGACGGCUAUUAGCGCGGGCGCUCCUCGGUGCCUCUCUCACACAGGUGUCUUGGGGGCUGGAGACUAGGGAGAUCAUUAUAACUGUAAUUUAUUGAUGUUUGUAUCAGAAGAAUAACCAGAGACCAUUCCUUUAUGAAAGGAAAUACUGGACAUUAUACUUCUUUCUAGGAUGUCACCAAACCAUAGAGGUUUCAAUAAGGGGGAAUUUCACUAGAAUACCCUCAGUGAGACCCGAAGCAAGGAAAGAUGUGCAUUAUAGCUUCACAGCUGAAAUAGUUCCUAACUCAUUAACCUAACACACAGUUAUUGAGAUUCCGUGAGGUACCAGGCACUGUGCUAGGUGCUGGGGAUAUAAAGAAGCUUCAGACUUGUUUCUUGCUCCUGACGAGCUUCUGGAGGGAUAAAUAAAGCUAAAGAGGGAUACAUAUGACGGAAGCAAGAAUUACUACUAUCCAGUGGGGUGAGUCCUAUAACACAGGUAUGAACCGAACAUAUGGGAGCACAGAGCGGGGACCAACUUUGCCUUAGAGAAUCAGAGAAGGCUUCACAGCAGAAAAGACACUGGAGUUGGAGCAUUGCAUAGGAUUUCUCCAUUUAAGACAAGACAAUUCUAUUUAUUCUUGGUAUAAGCAAUAGAAAAUCCUGUAUGAAUAUUUAGUUUGUGAAAACACUUUCAAAUUAUGGCACAGUGAGGUGUUUUGGAUAAGUAAAACUUAUUUUUUCAAUUAAUUGAUCCUUUUCAAUGUUUUUUGUGGAACUCCAGUGAGAAUCACCUCCCUGACCACUGGUGAUGUGGAGGAAUGGGUUGGGGAGCGUGGAACAAGAAAAUUCCUCUUUAAAUAGACAAUUUUCAGCUUAAUUUUUUCUAAGAUCAGUCUAUGUGCAAUGUUAGAAAACCUGUUCUCAGAGUCCUCUGCCUGUGUUGCACGUAGCAAAAUUGUGUGUAUAGAAUUCAAUUGAUUUUUGCCGAAUACCCUUUGAAAUGUUACCUCAACAUAAAAUAUUUGUUUUGUAAUAAAGAUAAUAAU